UAGAAAGAAAGAUGGCGGCCACAGGAGUGCUGCCGUUUGUUCGAGGUGUUGAUUUCUCAAGAAAUGACUUCAACGUUAUAAAGUUUCCACACAAUGUGGAGGAUAUGACAAGUCUAAGAUGGCUGAGACUAGCCAGAACCCAAAUCACAGAGAUCCCCAAGGAAGUGGAGAAACUCAAGAAACUGGAAGAUCUCAUGCUGGCUCAUAACAACAUUGAGAGAUUGAGUGCAGGAAUGACCAACCUCAAGUCUCUCAGUAAGCUAAACUGUCGACACAAUCAGAUCACCAACGAUGGGGUUCCACAAGGUCUAUUCAAUUUGCAGGAUCUGUCUGUUGUGGACUUGAGUCACAACAAACUGAAAGAGGUCCCACCAGAUCUGGAAAAUGCAAAAUCCGUGCUUGUUCUUAAUGUUGCACAUAAUGAGAUUGAGAUGUUGCCCAAUCAACUGUUUAUCAAUUUAUUGGAUUUAUUCUUCGUAGAUCUAAGUGACAAUGUUUUGGAGACGCUGCCCCCACAGUUGAGACGACUCACAAGUCUCCAGACUCUCAUCUUGAACAACAAUCCACUCAUACAUGCCCAGCUCAGGCAACUACCAGCACUAACAUCCCUUCAGACAUUGCACAUGAAGAAUACACAGAGGACUCUAGCCAAUUUCCCUACAGGAUUGGAUGCACUCACCAACUUACAAGAUAUUGACUUGUCCUACAAUGAUUUGCCUCGGGUACCUGAGGCUCUGUAUAAGCUCAGCUCACUUCGACGCCUGAAUUUGUGCAACAACCAGAUCUCGGAGCUCUCCCUUAUGAUAGAUGUUUGGACAAAACUGGAGACUCUAAAUCUUUCCCGAAAUCAACUGACUGCAUUGCCAACAUCUCUUCACAAGCUUGUGUCGCUGCGAAAACUGUAUGUGAACAGUAACCAGCUUGACUUUGAUGGAAUCCCUCCCAAUGUUGGGAAACUACACAACCUGGAGAUAUUCAGUGCAGCUGACAACAACCUGGAGAUGAUCCCUGAGGGGUUGUGCAGAUGUGGCAAGUUGAAAAAGUUGAUCCUGAACAAGAAUCGUCUCAUUACACUUCCAGAUAUCCUACAUUUACUUCCUGAACUUGAGACUUUAGAUGUGAGAGAAAAUCCUGACCUAGUGAUGCCACCCAAGCCAGCAGAACUACGGAAAGCCGCUGAGUAUUACAAUAUUGACUUCUCCCUUAACAACCAGCUUCGCCUGGCUGGGGCGGCACCACAGCCUACGGCAGGAGAACAGUCCACUCCACACAAGGACCCAAUAGCUAGGAAACUCAGGUUGCGUCGCCGUCGAGAUGGUCAAGAGAGUGAGAAGGUGUUGAAGGGAAUGAGGGAGGUUGCCAAGGAGAAAGCAGCCCAUGAAAAUUCUAAGGAUGAAGUGGAGAGGGAACCUGCCAAACCCAAGAGAUGGGAUGAACACCUCACUAGGCCUCAACUGGACUACAGGGAAAUAUUCGAUGAAGCUGUUGGACAAAUCCCAGGCUUAACAAGCUGGGAGAUAGAAAACUUUCUGCCAAAUAUUGUGGAGGAAGCCUUGGUAGGAAAGUUCUAUGAGGCAGACUGUUACAUUGUCCUGAAGACUUUCAUUGAUGACACUAACAGCCUAGGGUGGCAGAUUUGGUACUGGAUCGGAGAAAAAGCCACGCUGGACAAGAAAGCCUGUGCUGCGAUUCAUGCUGUAAACCUAAGGAAUCUGCUUGGUGCCAACUGUCGUACAAUACGAGUUGAAAUGAAUGAUGAAGACGAUGACUUCUUUGAUCUGUUUGAAAAUGGUAUUGCCUACAUCGAGGGUGGUCGAACUGCUAGUGGUUUCUUUACAGUAGAAGACACUGAGUAUGAGACAAAGCUGUACAAAGCCACAGGGACACAGUCGGUUCACAUGGAGAGGUGCCCAGUCAAUGUGAGCAGUCUUGACUGUCGACAUGUCUUCCUGCUGGACAGUGGACUUAAACUGUUUGUCUGGGUGGGCAAAACUUCCAAGGGUGUGACAAAGACCAAAACCAGGUUGAUAUCAGAAAAGAUAAACAAGAACGAACGGAAGAACAAGGCUGAGAUCUUUGUCCUGCCCCAAGGUCAGGAGACAGCAGAAUUCUGGAAACUUGUUGGUGGUCCUCCUCCUUCCCUGGUGGUGAAGGAAAGUGUACUGUCCGGUAUUGGCAUGAUAGCACCACGUUUAUACAGGGUAGAACUCGGGAAAGGCUACCUCAACUUGCCCCAAGUUGAAAUUCCCAAGGCAAAGUUGGUGCAGAGAUUACUGGACACAAAAUGUGUGUAUAUCCUCGACUGCAACUCUGAUGUGUUUGUCUGGAUAGGCAAGAAAUCCACCAGACUGAUUCGGGCAGCAGCAUUGAAGCUUUCUCAGGAACUGUAUUCAAUGAUGGAAAGGCCAAAGUAUGCCAGUGUUUCCCGCUGUUUAGAAGGUGGAGAGCAGCAGAUCUUCAAGACAAAGUUCGUUGGCUGGGAUGAUGUGCUUCCUGUUGACUACACCCGCACUGCAGAGUCUGUCAUUCGCAGAGGUGCCGAUCUUAAGGUGAUCAUGGAGCGUGACAAGAUGAAGACAGAUCUGUCGGCACUCUUCAUGCCAAGACAGCCUGGCAUGUCUGCUGAUGAAGCUGAGACACUGGCUUCUGAGUGGAAUGAGGAUCUGGAUGGAAUGGAGUCUUUUGUGUUGGAAGGCAAGAAGUUUGUGCGCCUCCCAGAGGAAGAACUAGGUGUGUUCUACAGUGAUGACAGCUAUGUGUUCCUGUGUCGGUACUGGGUGCCAGUGGAACUACCUGAAGGUGAGGAGGAAGAUGAAGAGGAUGUACCAGAGGAUGAAUACAAGUGUAUUGUGUACUUCUGGCAGGGCCGGACUGCUUCCAACAUGGGCUGGCUGACCUUCACCUUCAGUUUACAGAAGAAGUUUGCAGCUCUGUUUCAGGACAAGUUGGAAGUGGUACGACAACAUCAACAACAAGAGAAUCUGAAGUUUCUAUCCCACUUUAAGCGCAAGUUUGUCAUCCGCACUGGCAAGCGUCCAUUAAAAACACCAAACACGGAAUCAGUGAAACCAUCUACUGAGUUCUUCCAACUGAGAGCUAAUGGCAGUCCUAUCGCUACCAGAUGUGUGCAGAUUGCACCAGCCUCAGCGUCUCUUCUGAAUUCCUGUUUUUGCUACAUUCUCAUGGUUCCCUUUGAUAGUGAGGACAUGCAUGGCAUUGUGUAUGUGUGGGUUGGGAUGAAGGCAGACCACGAUGAAGCCAAGUUGGCAGAGCAGAUUGCCUACAUGAUGUACAAGGAUGAAUACACCAUCCAGAUGAUCAACGAAGGUGAAGAGCCAGAGAACUUCUUCUGGGUCGGCAUUGGUGGUCAACGGCCAUAUGAUCACGAUGCUGAGUUCAUGAAGUACUGUCGCCUGUUUCGAUGCUCCAAUGAGAAGGGAUACUUCACUGUAUCAGAGAAAUGUGCAGACUUUUGCCAGGAUGAUCUGGCUGAUGAUGAUGUCAUGAUUCUGGAUAAUGGAGAGCAAGUCUUCCUCUGGGUUGGCAAGAAGACCAGUGAUGUGGAGAUCAAACUAGCAUUCAAAAGUGCACAGGUUUACAUCCAACACAUCCGGAUUAAGCAGCCUGAGCGUCCCCGCAAACUUCUGCUGGCCAUGAAGUACAAGGAACACAAGAAGUUCACCAAGUGUUUCCAUGGCUGGGGCAAGUACAAAGAGGUGCUCAAGUAACUGCCUACAACCAGCCACACACUGUGCAAUAUCAGUUUCAAGAGGGGUGACACAGGCGUAACAAGCAUAUCCAAAGAUGAGAUCAUUGAGGAAUGAUGUGAUGUAGUGAGGCAGGUUGGGUACCUGUUGGUGUAAUGGAGGCUACGUGAUGUGGAUCAAUUGCAGUGUCUCGGGAAGAAGCUCAAGUGAAUUAUUUCCAGCUGGACAGGAGCUGAACAUGUGUUUGUCUAUUUUUAAUUACUGUGUCUAAGUAAUGAAGAUUUUGGAGCCUUUGACUUGUUUUUGGAGUGUAUGUUUGCUUCAGUAAGAAUCAGAAUACUUUUUGUGUUCAUUAGGUUGGAAAGGCUGUUUUAUUUGGCACCAGAGACACAAUCCUUGUAAUUAUUCUCAUCAGCAGACAAAUCAGGCAGUAGCUGAAACCUGUUACAAGUGUCAUCAAUAUAUAACAUUCUUAUCAGUAGCCACAGCUUGUAGAUUAGUACAUAUUAUGGCCACGCCUCCCAGCUGUGCAGAUGUCAUUGUUCCCAUUACUGCUAUACUCUGAUGUAGAAGUGGGAUGUAUAUCUACCAUUGUUAUGGAUGAGUCAUCUGUCUUUGCUAUGUGAUUACCAUUCCCAACUGUCGGUCAUGCAAUCCUUUUAGUUCCUGAAGUCAGUUUCCCACCUGCCAAUUGGGCAUCUAUGUACAGGUGUGUACCCAGCUGCCUCAUCCUCAGUUCAGCCGCUUCUGAUCACUGGUCCACGAGCCAAGGAAACAUUUGGGACACUGCUAUAGAUGUACUGCUACUUUGUAUGCACUAUGUUGAAACAGUUUGGAAAUAUUAUUGACAUAUUUAUUCCUGUUUUUACCUUCCCCCGGUGUGACACACUGCUUCCAAAGUGGAAAUGUAUCUUUCCUGUAUCUACCUGUAGGACAUUCCCUCUUACUCUUCUUUAUAUUUGUCAGCAAGUGAGUUUGUAUCUGAGAGAGAAUGGUGUGCUGUAUGAGAGACUUUGGUCAUUGUGUGUGGUUGUUGGCUUUCUAUUGGAAUGUUUACAAGCUUAUUAAAAUAUGCCCUAUUUAUGUACAUA
Haliotis rubra (blacklip abalone) is the source of this 4798-nucleotide messenger RNA. Its product is annotated as protein flightless-1 homolog. Bases 12 to 3728 code for a protein of 1238 amino acids. Gene Ontology annotation, molecular function: actin filament binding; phosphatidylinositol-4,5-bisphosphate binding. Gene Ontology annotation, biological process: barbed-end actin filament capping; actin polymerization or depolymerization; actin filament severing. The transcript has 35 exons. The record is from RefSeq and is a predicted model, not a curated record. Gene Ontology annotation, cellular component: cytoplasm; nucleus; actin cytoskeleton. NCBI's taxonomy places the organism in Eukaryota, Metazoa, Mollusca, Gastropoda, Lepetellida, Haliotidae.